GGAGAGCGAGUCAGCGUUGGUCUCGAGGGCAGUUUAAGAGUGGCUCGAGUGGCUUCGGUGAUCGAUCGACGCGAACCGAGCGGAGCCGAAGGAGAUUGAGAGCGAUCGAGAAGAGUGCAGGAACCGGGUGCCGAGCUGUGUGCGCGUUGUGUUAAUAACCCCGGCUGGCGUCGCGGCGAUCCGAUCCGAUCCGAUCGGCCGGAUUCCGCCAGCGUUCCUCGUCUGCAACGCGAUCGGAACUUGUUUGCUCGUCGGCACGGCGCCUGUUUGUCAGCCACCGUGUAGCCUUGAUAUCCAACUCAUUCGACCGAAGGGCGAAGCAAACGCUCCGGAUUAUGGGGAGAGUCUUUUUCUCCUUCCCCUGAUCGAAAUGCCGUCGGCGCCGCGGCGCCCGAUCCAACAUCCCGUUGACCAACUACGCUGACUGUUAAACACCGCGGCGCCGCUGCUGAUACCUCGGACUCUGCUGCAGGAUGUCUACCGAUCUCGUCCGCAUGUCGCCGGCGAUCUCAGAGAUUGAACAAGGAAAACUAAAAGCAGAACUGCUAAAUCUGCGUCGACGAGGCGCGAAAAACGCUUCUGGCGAAGAGCUGAGCCAGGGACGCUGCUGCGCCAGAUGCAAAACACCUCUUGGUCGCAUCUACAACACCGGAGCUUCCUGUCCACGAUGCAGGCACCGCGUGUGCAGACAGUGCCGCGAAUACAGGGGUUCUAACGGUACGGACUGGCUGUGUCUCGUCUGCCACAAGAUCAUCGAGAUUAAAUCCGUGUCCGGCGAAUGGAUGAACGAGACAUCAGGCGCGAGGCGGUCUAACGGAAACGUCCGCGCUUCACCAGCGGACAUCUUACAUCACAGCAUUCGACGAUCUUGGACCAUUAACGGUCCCCCCGCCAGUUGGUGGUCCGCAGUUCGUGGUUCACCGGAGUUGCGGCCUUAUCAGAGCCUCCCGAGGCAUCGGGACCACUUCGAACCGGCGACUUCCGAGCUCGUGAUAACGGCUCGCGGAGAACCGGGAAGAGCAGGAGAGGAAGAGCACCGCGAGACGGUAAAGGAAGAGCAAAAAGGAGAUAAAGAAACCGGCGUAAAAUCGAGAGAGACGAGCGGCGAUAAUAGCGAUUUGCAGACCGCGGAAGGAGGCCAGCGUGGAGAAUCCUUGGCCGAUGGCGGUGACGAGGCGGCGGGAGUUGCAGCAGCUGCUGCCGAUAAAUCGCCGGAUGGAGAUUGCGAGACUGGUACUACGGUGAAGGUUCCCAAGUCCGAGGAGUCACCUCAGACCCAGCAGCUUCUUUCCCCCGCUGCUAGUCAGCUCAACAGAGCUUCUCAGAUCAAACCUCCCAGGAUUCACGCCAGACUCUCCAGGCUGCCCGACGUCAAACAAACGCCGACGAAAUCUAACGAAAGGAAAUCAAACAUCCCGAUACUCAGACGGAGCUCAAGGGAAUUCGAGGACAUUCGCAGCCCUCUCGAAUCCGUCAAACGGUCCCUCAUUCCUCAGAGGUACAGAGGAAGCACGGAUGACCUGAGAAGAAGCCGGGAGGACAUAGCAUCGCCGAUAAGUCACAUACCGAAGUUGUUCUCGCCUUCGAGGUUCAUCAGCAAGGAGGAACGGCUCAAACGGCAGGACAGCAAGGACGAGAUCAGGCACGUUCCAAAAUUGCCGAGCUUUCGGAAAGAGGAUAGAAAGGAUUCGCGGGAGGAAACUACGAAACAGCAAGCUUCGCCGAAGCCGGGAAAAGAGGAAACCAAGUCAGGGAUAAAAUUCUUCAGGCGAGACAGCAAAGAGUUGAGCUUCGAUUCACAGAAGUCGAGCAAGGCUGUGAAUACAGGGGAGAAAACCGAAAAGGAGGUGACAAAUUCAGCCAAUGACGAAUCUGCUUCGAAACCCGGAGUAAAACAGGCUGAGGAUGAGACGAGUCGGCCGACAAUAGAGCGAGAAGAAAUGGUCGAGAGUCGGGAACCCACGAACCCGAAGGAUACCCAAGAGGCGGAAUCGAAAAACGAACGAAAGGUCGACGGUCUCGUUUGGGAAAAUCUGCGCAGACUUAAUCCGAACAACAACGGCGAAGACGACGACGACGAUAAUAAAGACAUGAACAAACCACCGGACGAAACGGACCACCAUGUCGACUCCGAUCCUCGGCCCGAAACUGCCGCGGGAAAGGACGAGGAAACUGAAAGUUCUCCUGAUUGUCAGGAAUCCACGGCCGCCGAGGAGAAGGAAAAUAAUUCUCCGAAGAAGAUGCUGGAGGAAUAUCAAGUGGUCCGCAGAAAGUUUUCCAAAGAAGAAUUUUCGAAUACAGACGAUACCGACGAAGUGCCCAACAGACGAAGUUCAAGCCAUUUAUCACCCGAGGCGAGUCCCCUAAGUACGAGAUCCUCGAGAUACAGUCCGAGAGAAAGCGAAAGUGAACCGACUCCUGCACUUCCACGAAAAACUGGGGAAUCCAGCUGCGCCUCGCAAAGGGUGCGCGACGCCAUAACCCGGACCCGAAGGGAGUCGAACAGCAGCGCGAGGUACGAGAGCAGCGGCAGCGAAAGCAUCAGAUUGAGCAGCGGCCACCUCGAGACCCGGAAGGUUCGUUUUGGCAGUGGAAGUGGAAUAGAAGAAGUGCAAAGGGACAGCGCGACCAGUGCCGGAGAAGACGAGCCCAGAAAUAUUUCUCACAAUCCAGGCGGUCAGCGGGACUCCAGAACGACUCCAGCGGCCCUUCAGGCUCGAGCUGUCAGACGACGACGACAGUUUGAAACUCAGGGCUCUCGACGACGGGGUCGUUCGCACGCCAGAGGCUGCGCCGAGGACCUCCAGCACCUCCAGGUCAUCGGUCGGGGGGGUGCACACUUUAGCCCACCGCAGGGCCAACCGGGACAGGACCAGCCGAUCAUCGACUACCGUCGUCUCGUUUUCAUCAGCUCGGACUCCUCCUCUGGACGCGAGGAGGACGACGCAGACAGCAGCUCUGGGUCCUCCUCCCUCAACGGCGCCCCGAGGUCUACCCUGGCUCAGGGCCUCGAGGACUGCGACUGGGACUACUUUGAAAGUGGCGGGUCCGUACAGCCUCUCCACCACCUCCAGGUUGGACUCGUCGGCGUAACGACCUUACCGACCACCGCCACGACCCUCACAUCCACCCCGGGAUAUUCACCGAGUCCGGCUAGAAACCAUUCCGGAGUAUCCCUUUCGGGUCAGCAGGAUUGGAGCUGCUGUCCAGGGAGAGGCUCUUCCGCCUGUCAGGCGUGCGGCGGUGCGAGAGGAGCGAACGUGUUUCCGGUACCAGUACCGAUACCGGUGCCCGUGCCGUAUCCGGUCCCGGUGCCAGCCUCGCUGUGGACGUCGGGUUUGAGCAGCACGUCGAUGAUAAACUGCACCGCGGGUGACCUCGGGGCGCUUCAACUUUCGCGGGCUGGCGGACCAUCAGCAGCUGCCCAGUGGUUCGCCUGGCCGCCACGUUUCGUCCAGGACAUUAACGGCGGGCCCCGAAUCGCGGACCCUUCGGGCCUCCUGGAUUCACGCUCUCAGGACGCGGCGACGGCGGCCGCAGUCGCUGCGGCGACCUUCGCCUUCCACCAGGGGCGGACCGGUGCCCUGGUGGACUUUGGUCAACCGAGUGCCGAGAAGCCAGCCGAGCCCCCGGCAGGGGAGCAGGAAGAGUCGGCCUCCGAUGCAGUCGAGCAGAAGGCCGAGAAAUCGUCGGACUCCGAGAGCGAGGGAGAGGGAACGAAGAUGAACUACCGGAUGAACUCCGGGAGCUCGUCGGGACGCUCUUCGGCGGACAGCAGCGACCUCGAGGACUCGGCUUCCCACCACUUCUCUCGAGUAUUCGUGGUCAACGACGACUCGUCGACGAGUGACAACGAGCCCGAGGACGUCGAGGACCUCGAGGACUCUGACUCCAAUCGCGAGGUGGGCAUAACGCUGCGGCGAGUCACCGCGCUACCCGAGGAUGGACCUGUGGUCCUGCGGCACGUCCGGUUCCUCGACGAGGAUCGGAGUCAGCCGGAUACCAAGGAGACGGAGAGUUCCAGGGUAAAACUGAGCCGAGUGCGAAGCCUCGAACUCGAGAAAAACGAGAUAUACCUGGUCGACUCGGAGGCCGACGAAGCGGAGCACAGGGUGGAGCUCAAGUCUGUGAGGAGUCUGGAUCCCGACGUAAUCGGGGACUCUGAAAGCCCCGCUGACCCAGAUUCACUGAUGCCGGAGGGAGAGGAGAGCUCGGCGAUGGUUCCCGACUCCCUCGAGAUAACGAGCGACGCCUUUUCACCGCUCGGCGGCGACACUUGUUCGACCGAUACGAGGACCGAUAAGCCGGAGGCGUUAUCGCCGGUCGCGGGAGGCGAGAAUGAUAGCGGGUCUAGUGAUCGACCAGUUUUCGUACCGUCGUCGAUGAUCGACGGUGGCACGAUCAUGGCGGAUAAUAAAAGUGGGAAAUCGUAUUCCCCUCUGAACGCGACUCUACCCGGAAGUGAGACCAGCAACACGGGAAGCAGCGACACCACGACCGGCAGCGAGGUCAGCAGCGAUGAACUCCACGAGUACGACAUUACCGCUUGGUCUCGGGACCAGGACGAAGAGGAGGACGAGGACGAGGCCGCCGCCUUUAGCGCAGUCAACGACGAUCUGAUCAAGCUACGCGAGCGACUGAUCGCCGAGCCCAAAAACGAGGACAAGACUAACCAGGACGGGUUCAACUCCGAUGGCUUUUCCACCGACGAAGGGGGGUCCAGUAGGUUGGACAGUGGCGUCGCCACCGGUGUCGAGGAUGCUGCUGUCAACUCCCUUCAGACGACGCCCGGCGAAUCAAUAGAGUCGGUCCAUGCCCCGCCGGUGGGUGAUGAGAAGCAGGAGGAGAAGGAGAAGCAGGACGAGGAUCAUACGGUGAACGAUCUGAUAUCGAUAAAGAUCCACGAGAUAUUCAAGAGCGUCGGAUCGACGGACGUCGCGAGUGAUCACACGGUUGAAAUCGGCGGCGGGAAUGAGUGUCGUCGGAAAACUGGAGGAGAGAUAGUAGGAGGUGGAGGUGGAGGUGGAGGUGGAGGUGGAGGUGGAGGUGAGAGGCAUGAGCUGGAACAGGUGGAAGGGGCCGCGCGUGUCGGAGCGACGGGGACCACGGCGCAUGUUUCGCCAGCAUCGGCAGUCGAGCGACGCCCGCCCGUAGGGAAGGAUGGGUGCCAGACAACAGCAGUCGCUUCUCUUCAAUCACCGCCGAAAUCGACACAACACGCUGCGGCGAAAGGUUCGAAAAGCGUUGCUAACGGAAAUCGGUACAAGAGCCUCGUGAUGAUAACCCAGGGUGCCUACCAGCCGGUGAACGUCGUCACCUCGGACACGACGACCCUGCUUCAACCGGAGGAAGGACCGCCGGCCCCGCGUGGCCUAGCCGGCUACUAUCACCUGGCCCUGGAGGCCGCGGCUGAAGCUACGGGUCGCAAUGCGACCUCUCCUGCGGUCCCGCGAAGACCUCCGACAGUUAAGCGAUCGGCGCCCCGCGUGGCGCCAGUGGAACCGGAAGUUGAUAGUGGACUCAGCGUCGGUAGUGCCAGUGAAAGUGAUGACGUUCAGUCGGUCAAGAGCAGCGCUGCUGCCGGGAGGGUCGUGGCUCUUCCGGAGAAAAAUUCAGCCGCUGAGCCAGUCGUUGUUAUACUCGAGGAAGGUCUCGCCGACGACGAUUCGUGGGUCGAGGAGGUCUCUCACGACGAGGAUGAGCCCGGCGCAACCACCGCGACGGAGGAGAGCUCCGAGGACGAGGCCAACAACAUUGGCGACCGGGAGGAGGAGCUUCGUGGCUAUCACAGGCAAGCGAUCGACUUCACGCUUCACACAAUCGUCGAGGAAUCCUGCGAGGAGAGCGAGGCCGAGCCGUCCAGCCUCGCUGCCGGAAGUCCGAGGAAGCAACGACCGCCGUCCGCUUCCGAACUUGAAAAGUACUUCUUCUUUGGGCUCGGCGAGGGACCGGCGAGUGUCGGAGGAUCCCGCGAGGCGGACAGUCUUUCGGAGACUUCGUCGAUUUACUCGGAGGGACUCGAGUCCCUCGGCCAGGACGAAAACGGUCAGAUUACGGAGAAGAACUCGCCGGAGUAUCUGGUCUCUUCAUCGUCCUCAAGACUCGAGAAGUACUUCCUCUCCGACUUCUUAGGUUUCGACAGGGACCGAAGAGACUCGGACGGAUCCGUUGGGAGCGAUUCAGAGGGCAGACCAAGCCCGGAACAGCGCAGGAAACGCCUCGUUCGAGCCCGUGGAACAGGCCGAUCGCACAGCUCCUCCCUUGACAAUCUCCUCGCUCUUGCUCAGAGCUCCAACAAUCUCAGCUCGCAGAACUCGCUGCAGGACCUAAGCCUGAAUCCUGACUCUCAGGAGACUCAAUCGGAGGGUUCAUCGACCGAAACAGAUGGCGCCGACGAUCAGGCACCGGCUUUUGGCACCGACGGACAGUUUGAUACCGUUAAACGGAAGAAGAAGAAGCCCAGAAACCUCGGUACUCAGAGCCCGCGCAUCCCCGAGGAUAGAAACAAGACCCCUGAACCCACGAUUGAACUGGAUGCCGAUCUCGAGGCUGGAAACUCCGAAGAGGACAGAGCAAAGACUCCGCAACCGGACGCGUCUCAGCUACCGGAAAUGAGUCGGGUCAAGAGUCUGCAGACUCCACAGCUUCAGGCCGAGAAGAACGACGCAGGUCUCGUCAGGGGAAAGCAGCACUCCAGGGAUUCUGGUUUCAUCGGUAGCUACGACGACCUUCUACAGCAUCAAAGGACUCAAUUAUUAUCGGCCGAUGGACAAACUUCGAACGGUAUCCAGGAUCUAGGAAAAAAGGAGGAUAGGAGAGGGAUGGCCACGACGCGGUCGGAGCAGCCCGUUUCUCAGGCAAAUCUCGCGCCCCCGAAUGCCUCUCUCUCGCGGAAGGACAGCUUCAACAAUUGGUCGAGCGACGAGGAGACGAAUCUGAUGAUGUCGAAGAUGCGUCAGUUCUUCAAGACCAUGGUAGCGAACUCGAACAGCAGUCAAACGCCGACGAACUCGAGCGCCGCGUCUCCGGCACCGAGUCCUCGGCUUCCUGGUAGCUCUCCACGAUCCCGACCCGGUGCAGGAAUCGGUGUGGUUGGCAGUCAGAGCAGAACGAAGCCGCCGCAGCUUGUUUACUUCGAAAACGAACUUACCAGACUGAUGAAAACGGUACCCGGGAUCCGGGAUGAACAGGUUAAGGAAAUCGUCGAAUACCUGAGCUCGGAGGACACCUGGUCAGACUCGUAUGACAGCUCAGACUACACCAGUUCCGACCUCGAGGGCGCCGGCGGUCGGCGGUCCGCCCUUCAGGAACAGAUAUCGCAGAGCUGCCAACAGAUCAUCAGCAAGUUCGACACCACCGGGACCGUCGAACCGCCGGCCGCACCGCAGCCGCAGCCGCUUGGCUGCCGCGACACGGCCUUUGUGUAUCAAAAACUGGUCCAGAGCUUCACGAAGAUGACCGGCGACGGCGGAAGUUCGGACGCCAGCUCGACGCCGCACAGCAGUCCUCCCCUGAUUGCCAAGGUCAUGCAUCACAUCGGAAGCCGGCUGGUCGCCCUGAUGCACGAGGUCUCGGAGGGCGGACCGGCCGUCCAGCAGCCCGCUCAACCCUGGCGACGGUAUCCUCACCACAGGACUCCCUCGUCCGCUAGCACAACCGAGGACGACGAUUCGACCUCCGAUUCCGCCCAGCACCCCUUGCCAAGGUCGAAGUCUCACGAUCCGCUUCUUCUGCUCAACGGACAUCCGGCCGCCGGUUACCAGGAGGGCGAGGAACGCGAAGCCAGCGACAACGAGCGUUUCUCGUGGCGCGGCAGCUUUGAGUCAGCUCUCAUGCCUGCUGACUCCAGGACGAAACUCAGCCUCCUGGCUUGCUCCGGCGACGUCAGCGCGUCCGCUAGCGCUCUCGCCAUGGCCGCUAAACGCCGCAGCGCCGGCGAUCUACUUUUCAAUCCCAAGAGUCUGUCACGCGAACAACUUGACCGCGUUAGAAGCUGCGGAUCCAUCGGAGGCGGCUCGGCUUCCAUUGAGGACAAGAUAUGGAGCAACAGGAGAAGGUCUUCUGUUCCUGACGCUAACACCAGGGGAGAAUCCGGGGCGUCGGCCGGCGACGAUGACACCGAAGACGAACUGGAAUACGCGGCGGAUUCGCGGGCGACGACGUUGCCUAGAGGGCUGCAGGCGGCAGCGACAGCGACCAACUCGCUCCCCCGGCUGCCGGCGGUUUCACUCACUUCCGGUCCCGGUUCGACAAUGCACAAGGCCCACAGUGUUCACCACUUCCUCCAGCAGCACAACAACGUCAAAUCCGCAAGGUAUCGGCCGCCGGGAUUCGCCAGGAACAACAUCUCCGGUGGCGGCCCUUCCGCUGGACCCAAAAGGGCCGUCAGUGCACCCGGACUCCAACUUCCGGCCGGCUCGAGCUCUGUUGGUAAGCGAGAAACCGCCAGGAGUCGAAGGCAGGCCAUUUCUCUCACCCCCGAUGACGGCAGUAGUCUUUCGGAGGCUUGCAGUACGCCCAUUAUCGGUGGAGCCAGAGCCAGCAGCCUCUCAAACGACGACGUUAUGGAUCGCGAUCUUCACGCCAGCCUUCUCGGCACCAGAGCGUCGUCAUCCAGUCUUGGGGCGAGGUCCGACUCCAUGGCUUCGGUGUACAGCGGAGCAGGCGAAGGACGGUGGUGCGGAUCGGUCGCCGUUAGGGGCGAAGUCGAAUUCGGUCUUCAGUACGACUACAAGCAGAAGGCCUUCGAGGUUCGCGUCACUCAAUGCAGAGACUUGGCGCCGGUCGACGUCAAGAGGAAUCGCUCCGAUCCAUACGUCAAGGUUUACCUAUUGCCUGACAAAUCGAAGGGUGGGAAGCGGAAAACUAAGGUUAAGAAACACACGUUGAAUCCUGUCUUCGACGAGACACUCAAGUUCCACAUGAGCCUCAACGGACUCGAAACCCGGACUCUCUGGCUCACAGUUUGGCACUCGGACAUGUUCGGGCGAAAUGAUUUCCUCGGCGAGGUCAGGAUGACUCUGGAGAACAAGAUUUUCGACGAUCCUACGCCGCGAUGGUAUCCGCUACAGGAAAGAUCCGAGCCCUUCGACGAUCCCGUUACUUACAAAGGCGAGGUGAUAGUGGGGCUGAAAUUCGUGCCUCCUGAUCCGACGCAGCAGCAGCAAGAGCGGUCUGGAGAGAGGAGCGGAAGCAGCGAGAAAAUCGGGUCCAAGGCCCGAAAGAGCUGGAGCAAAGGGGCCCUUCACGUUCUCGUCAAGGAGGCACGGAAUCUACAAACUCGGGCGAAACACGGAGGCACCUGCGAUCCUUUUUGCAAAAGCUAUCUUUUACCGGACAAGGGUCGUUCUGGUAAGCAAAAAACGGGGGUUGUGCGCCGGUGUACCGGAGGCUCGCCCGUCUGGGGCCACACCUUCAUUUACAGGGACGUCAGUCUUCAGGAACUCGCUGAACGCGGCCUUGAACUCACCGUUUGGGAUCACGACAGAAUAGCGAGUAACGAAUUCCUCGGUGGCGUUCGAUUCAAUCUCGGGACAGGCAAGCACUACGGCAAAUCGGUCGAAUGGAUGGACGCGACCGGCCGUGAAUUGUCCCUGUGGCAAAAUAUGCUCGAGAGGCCAAAUUUCUGGGUUGAAGGAGCUGUUACGCUCAGACCAAAUCUCCACAAUCAUCCGCGGAACAACGCCACGUAGGCGGCGUAGCAAUAGAGUGUAAUUUUUACCAUUAUACCAGUACACAUAAGAUAUACAUAUGUAAGCGAUAAGUUCGUCAAACUCUUUUAUAAGUAAGAGAUAUACACAUACAUACAAACACACACACACACACACACACGUAUAAUAUACACAAUACUUGUGUCUAUCGGAAUUAAGAGAUAGAAAUAUGAUACUAACCAGGCGUGUCACUGCCAAAAGAAAAUCUAAACCAUUUUUAUACGAUAUCGCAUAGGUAUAUACGGCAUAUUAUAUACAUUAUAAUAUAACGCAUUCCCCCUGUAGACAUGUAACUAUGCGUUCAUUUUACAUUUGCGUAUGUAUAAAGGGCUUUACGUUUCAGCUGAAUUCGAGCGUUUGUUUUUUCUCCCCUAGUUGAAAAUCGUUGAAAGAAUUUGAUACAGAAAUAUUAGCGAUUUGGCAAAGUUUCAACGACAAGAAAAAGAAAAAGAAAGAAAGAAAGGAAACGGCAUAACGCAAUUAUUUUCAGUGAUACUUGCCGAUGUAUUUUUUUGUCCGAUGGCCACAUUUUCAUCGAAAAAAACGACAGAGAAAUUUUUUGACGUUUUCUGAUAAAAAAAAUUAUCGCAAGAAAGAAAAACUCGAAUCGCAGACUGAACGUAACGUCCCUGAAAAAUGUAACCGAUUCGUCCAGGCAAUAUCCAAGCACACAAGCGAAAAACGCGCGAUAAUGCGGACGAGACGUAAUUACAAGUGCGACGUACAUACGCAAAUGCAUGUGUGAAGAUCGAUUGAACUUUAUACGUGGAAAGUGCGUUAAUAUAUUACAUAUUUACAAUGAAUCGUAUACAAACGUCCCUCAUGCCGGCAUCUCGCGGCGUAUUUAUACUUCGAUUAUUAUAAUUAAGGUUACGGUUAUUGAAAACGAAGAAGAAACCAGGAGAAACAAUGGGACGCAAUUUAUAAUCGAUAACCAAUACAAUUACAAUGUAUAAAUAAAGGCAUGUAAUAAUGACAUUUAUGUGCCUAUGCGGACGCCUAUACGAUCACGUUGUUAUAUGUAUUUAUUGUAUAUAUAACAACGAAUAAACAUAACAGCCGUUAUUUCAUUUCUCUCUUUCUUUAUUGUUCUUUCGCGUUCUUUGUCCGACGACGAGCGGAAAAAAAAACGUUAAGAAGAAGCUAAAAAUGUUUCGUUAAUUAUGAUGAAGGUAUUUUUCUCCCGGUGAGAAAAACAUAUGCUUCCAUAUUAUAUUAUAUUAUAUUAUUGUGUUAUUAUAGAUAAAUAUAUAUAUACACACGCAAGUUUGAUGUGUAACGGAUAGAUGAUAAUAAUAUAAUAAUAUAAUAAUAGUUGUGAAAAUAUGAUUUUCGUAUGACGAAUGCAGAUGCCAAUUUGGAUGUAUGUAUUUGGUAUGCUGUUUUUACGUAUACACGUUGCGGAAUAUGAGGAACGGUGCAUUUAACAAGUUUAAAUACACCAGAUUUCCACAUUAGGUAAUAUUAAUUACACAAAUGCACACAUACAUAUAUAUUUGUAAGUUUGAUAUUAAACCGUAUAAUAUAAUUAUAUAAUAAUAAUAAUAAUAAUAAUAAGAUCCUCGAUGAAAGACAAAUGAAUGAUAAGGCUGAGCUAUUAAUUCGUACUUAAAAUACGUUAAGUCAAGUCUUCUUCGCGAGUCGUCGUGCGAUGAUCGUUAACGAUUUAAAUUACGUGGGUGUAUUUUCUGUAGUUUUUUUUUCGUUUAUUUUUUGUUUUUUAUACACAAACUAGCCUGAUUUCAGUAGCUCCUUGAAUUAUUAUUACACAAUACGUUUUUGUCCUACAUAUUCCAUAACUAGUUGGUUAUAGAACUAAUUUAUAUAUAUAGAUAAAAAAAAAAAAAAUUACAAAUAUGUAUAUUAUAAAAUUAUUAUGUCUUGUAAUAAUAUAAUAUUAUAAUAUAGUGAUGGUUGUCAAUUAUAAGCUUGCGUGUGAUACUCGGCGUUGAAUUUUUCACGAAGAGGCUUUUACAAGCGCAGCCGAUCAAUUGUGCGUGAAAAUUUAUUGGUUAAAAAGACGAAACAAAAAGAAAAAUAAAAAACAGGAUGGUCGACCAGGGGACGAAAUUCCGUCUUAUAAAUCGUAUUAUAUAACAUAAUAUCAUCGUACAACAUAGCUCUCACUAUAUACGUAUAUUUGACGAAUGGAAUAAAUUCAUUCUCAAAUUUCUAUCGACGAAGUGAAUUUAUUAUAUACAAGCAUACAUACACCCGAAAGAAAUGUUGCAAUAAUUUUAGGAUAAACGGUCCGUAUACUUUACCAUACGUUACAUACAAUAUAGAUACAUGAGUCGUCAUUGGUCCUUGUGUACUAUGUAUAACAAUAACAAAACGCAUAUCCCAAUUAAUCAUUGAUAUAAAAUAUGGAAUUGAUGUUCUAUUUAUACAUACAUAAUAUCGAUAAUAUUAUAUAUACAUACAUAUGUAUAUAUUCGCGAAUGUAUACAUGAAAAUAAAGAAAAAAACUUUUAUAUCAUUU
Messenger RNA from Neodiprion fabricii, 12192 nucleotides. RefSeq lists its product as uncharacterized. The record is from RefSeq and is a predicted model, not a curated record. NCBI's taxonomy places the organism in Eukaryota, Metazoa, Arthropoda, Insecta, Hymenoptera, Diprionidae. The transcript has 18 exons. Gene Ontology annotation, biological process: exocytosis. Gene Ontology annotation, molecular function: neurexin family protein binding. Gene Ontology annotation, cellular component: plasma membrane; exocytic vesicle. The coding region runs from base 474 to 9692 and encodes 3072 amino acids.